This is a messenger RNA of Glarea lozoyensis ATCC 20868, 474 nucleotides long. RefSeq names its product UBC-like protein. Gene Ontology annotation, biological process: protein sumoylation. Lineage: Eukaryota; Fungi; Ascomycota; Leotiomycetes; Helotiales; Helotiaceae. The transcript has 3 exons. The record is from RefSeq and is a predicted model, not a curated record. Gene Ontology annotation, cellular component: nucleus. Bases 1 to 474 code for a protein of 157 amino acids. Gene Ontology annotation, molecular function: SUMO conjugating enzyme activity.
AUGGCGCUGUGCCAAAACCGUUUACAGGAAGAGAGGAAGCAAUGGCGGAAGGAUCACCCAUUUGGAUUUUUCGCAAAACCGCAGAGAAAUGCGCAGGGCGUGCUCGAUCUUAAGGUAUGGGAAUGUGGCAUACCCGGCAAGGAGAAGACAUUAUGGGAGGGGGGACUUUUCAAGAUGAAUGUCACUUUUCCUGAUGAGUAUCCCACAAAGCCUCCAAAAUGCAAAUUCACACCACCGCUUUUCCACCCCAAUGUUUAUCCGUCCGGCACAGUCUGUCUUUCGAUACUGAACGAAGAGGAGGGUUGGAAACCAGCCAUCACGAUCAAGCAAAUUCUUCUCGGUGUUCAGGACCUUCUUGACGACCCAAAUCCUGAAUCCCCCGCCCAGGCAGAGGCCUACAACCUUUUCAAGAAGGAUCGAGCAGCGUAUGAGACCAAAGUAAAGAAGAUUGUUCGCGAAAAUCCAGCGCCAUAG